This is a messenger RNA of Emiliania huxleyi CCMP1516, 1035 nucleotides long. RefSeq lists its product as hypothetical. The coding region runs from base 1 to 1035 and encodes 344 amino acids. Lineage: Eukaryota; Haptophyta; Isochrysidales; Noelaerhabdaceae. The transcript has a single exon. The record is from RefSeq and is a predicted model, not a curated record.
AUGUCGUCACUUUGCGACGAGGUGCUAAGCACCGACGAGCUCCUAGGCGUCAUCCUCGGCAUCCUCCUGCGCGAGGAUGCGCUGCGCCGCUGCAAGUGCGCUCGCCUCGUGUGCAAGCGCUGGAAGGAUGAGCUGGCACGCGCCGCAAAGACGCCGCCGCGCGGCUGGAAGAGCUUCACCAAGAACUGCGUCUACCUGCGUGGCCGGGUGGAGUCACUGCCGGAUGACGAGUCCGACCCGGGUUCGCGGUGGAUGCGGGCCAUCUACGAGCAGGGGCUGAACGGCCUGCUCGACAGCCGCUUGCCGCAUGUGCAUGCGUCCUGCGCCGCGCUCGUGGCGCACCACAAGGCGAUGCGCCUGAGGGGGCUCUACGUCGUGCUGGCCCCCGCCGCGGCUCACCAACGCUGGCUCGCGGCAUUCGCGCGCGACGGCAUCUCGGCAUUCGCCAACGGCGGCCGGCCCGAACAGCGCUACGCAGGAUUUGCAAGUCUCGGGCACCGGCUUGCCCAAGGACAGUCGAUCGAGGUUGUCGUCUCCACGUACUCCAUGGCCGCCACUGACAUAUGGUUCAUACUGCAGUUCCGCCCAAAGUAUGUCUUUUUCGAGGGCGGCCUCUGCCAGCCCAAGCAGUACGCGUCGAGGCUCGCACCGCUGCUCCUCGCCUCGCCGCACCUCGCAGAGCCGCCGAACGGCGUCCUGAUUGACGACGCCAGCCUGCUGCAGCACCACGCCAGGAGCAUGGAGCUCAUCCGCUUCAGCAUGGAUCGGUUCAUCAAAAUCUGGCAGCAGGAGGAGGCGAGGCGCGGUGAGGCGAGAACGGGGGGCGGCUCGGACGCAACCUCCGAGUCGGACUCGGUGGCCUCGGAGGAGGAGGACACGGAGCAAGCCGUGGCCGCCGCGCCGUCGCGGCCGCCCUUGUUUGACUCGCCGACGGAGUUCGGCGCUGGAGCGCUCCUGUCGCUCCUGCAGGGCGGCCGCGUCUCGAGCCUCCUGAGGCUGCUUGGGUGGGCGGUGUACACGGAGCGAGGCGUGUGA